AUGUGGCGACACUAUUUCCCAACUUAUCAUCCACCAUUUUGGUCGUAUUCGUUCACUCUAUUCCUAUUGCGAUUUUGCUUGAUAAUUUAUUUAUCAAUGCCACCAAAGGCUCGUUCUGGUUACACAAAAAAGCGUAAAUAUCGUGGAAACCAGUACUCUACUGAAUCGAAGCGUUCGAAGAAGGAAAAAACGAGUGUCAGCACCAAAGGUCUUGGGAAAGAAUGUUCAGCUUCUGCCCGCAAGAUUCCAGCAGGUCUGACCACCGCAUCUUCUGAGGGUAUCAAGGAGUGUAAGGAGUCAAUCAUAAGUGGAUUUCGGUUUGUAGAUAUGAGAAUUUUGUCUUCUGUGAUGGAAUGUAUGCCAUGCAAAGAAUGCUUUGUUUGUGAUUUAAUUUUACAAGAGCAAGCUAUGAAACGCAAAGGUUGUGCCUCGAAUCUUCGUUUGCUUUGCUGCUCGUGUGGUUGGUUUAUGGAAUUCUUUACUUCAGCUCAAAUAGGCCGUUUCUUUGAAGUAAACAGAAGAUUUGUGUAUGCUUCAAGAUCUGUUGGUUGUGGACGUGCGGCAGGUAAGAGGUUUUGUGGACUUAUGAACAUGCCGCCACCUCCUAGACCUACACCAUAUGCUCGCCAUAAUAAAGAAAUACUCCGAGCAGUAAAGAAGAUCUCACUGGAGACAAUGCGUGAUACUGCAAGAGAGAUUCACGAUAUCAAGCCAGGUUCAGAUGAGGGCAUAGCAAGAUGUGGAGUGUCUGUUGAUGGAACAUGGCAGAGAAGAGGCUUUUCUUCUUUAAAUGGCUGUGUGAGUGCUAUUAGCAUGGAUACAGGGAAAGUGGUAGAUGUUGAGCCCCUAAGCAAAGUUUGUAUCAAGUGCAGGGAGCAUGAAAAUGAUCCUGACACCCCAGAAACUACUGCAUGGAGAGCAGACCACAGAGCCUCUUGCAAGGCAAACUUUAAGGGUUCAGCACCAGCUAUGGAACCAGAAGGCGCCCUUCGAAUGUUUCAAAGGUCAGUAGAUCUGCAUAAGCUGCAGUAUGAUGAAUAUUAUGGCGAUGGUGACAGCAAAAGUUACUCAUUAGUCAAAGAUGUAUACCAAGUCUAUGAUAUUGAAGUUCAAAAGAAGGAAUGUGUUGGCCAUGUUCAAAAACGACUGGGAACAGCUUUACGAAAGUUAAAGAAGGAAAAGAAAGGGAUGGGUGGGAAAGGCAGGCUGACAGAUGCCAUGAUUGACAGACUGCAAAAUUACUAUGGAAUUGCCAUUCAAGCAACUCAGGUGAUCUUGCUGCCAUGA
This is a messenger RNA of Pocillopora meandrina, 1287 nucleotides long. Lineage: Eukaryota; Metazoa; Cnidaria; Anthozoa; Scleractinia; Pocilloporidae. The record is from the annotation of a GenBank genome assembly.